GCUGCGGACAUGACCAAAAUAAAGUCGGACCCAAAUGAGCCGGAGGCUCCGGCAGAGACGCCCUGCGGGGAACGCACGUACCAUGAACUGCUGGUCAACCUGAACCCCAUCGCGCAGCCCCUAGCUUCCCGCCGCCUCACGCGGAAGCUCUACAAGUGCAUCAAGAAAGCCGUGAAGCAAAAACAGAUUCGACGCGGCGUGAAGGAGGUUCAGAAAUUUAUCAACAAAGGCGAAAAGGGGAUCAUGGUUUUGGCAGGAGACACACUUCCUGUGGAGGUAUACUGCCACCUUCCAGUUAUGUGUGAGGACCGGAAUCUGCCCUAUGUUUAUAUCCCUUCUAAAACGGACCUGGGAGCAGCAGCUGGCUCCAAACGCCCCACCUGUGUGAUAAUGGUCAAGCCCCAUGAGGAAUACCAGGAGGCCUAUGAUGAGUGCCUUGAGGAGGUCCAAGCUCUGCCCUCACCACUUUGA
This is a messenger RNA of Elephantulus edwardii (Cape elephant shrew), 471 nucleotides long. It is a transcript of the gene NHP2, whose product is annotated as NHP2 ribonucleoprotein. Gene Ontology annotation, cellular component: box H/ACA snoRNP complex; nucleolus. The record is from RefSeq and is a predicted model, not a curated record. The transcript is spliced from 4 exons. Bases 10 to 471 code for a protein of 153 amino acids. Gene Ontology annotation, biological process: rRNA pseudouridine synthesis; snRNA pseudouridine synthesis. Lineage: Eukaryota; Metazoa; Chordata; Mammalia; Macroscelidea; Macroscelididae. Gene Ontology annotation, molecular function: box H/ACA snoRNA binding.